This is a messenger RNA of Coregonus sp. 'balchen', 994 nucleotides long. The record is from the annotation of a GenBank genome assembly. NCBI's taxonomy places the organism in Eukaryota, Metazoa, Chordata, Actinopteri, Salmoniformes, Salmonidae.
GUUGGAUUUUUACCAAGAUGGUUGCAGUGGAGGGGGAGUGUACCCUAGUAGCUGGGCGUGUCUGCCGCUCUACGGUAAUAUAAAGGCACCUAGUUGUAUAGGCAGUCAUCUUCUUAAGUUCAUUUGUUGUAGAUUUAAUACAGGUAAAUCAAAAAGGAGCAAAAUGAGUCUGACAGCCAAGGACAAAACUCUGGUCAAGGCCUUCUGGGGCAAGGUUAGUGGAAAGGCAGAUGUCGUCGGCGCUGAGGCUUUGGGAAGGUAAGCCUUCUUCAAAAAAGAAUUAUGAGAAUGGUUGUGUUUAAACUAUUGACAGCGGUAUAUUGCCUGCCCUGACCAAGCAUUUUAACAUACAAUAAGUCAACUAAUUUGAUUACGUUGUAGACAGACGACGUGAGGAGUAAGAUACGCGUAAUGCUUAAAAGUUAAUGCAUCUAAAUACGCCUAAAAUGGUAUACAAACUAUUUUGCAGGAUGCUAACCGCCUACCCCCAGACUAAGACCUACUUCUCCCACUGGGCAGACCUGAGCCCCGGCUCUGCCCCAGUCAAGAAGCAUGGAAGCACCAUCAUGGGUGCAAUUGGUAAUGCUGUUGGAAUGAUCGACGACCUCGUCGGUGGACUGAGUGCUCUCAGCGAUUUGCACGCAUUCAAGAUGCGCGUUGACCCUGGCAAUUUCAAGGUUUGCACCCAGAUAACUUAUUAUCUUUAUAUUGAUCACACUCGACUUCAACUCUAAGUCUGUUGCUGCCUUAAUCCGUCAAUAUUAACUUUUAAAAUCUACCUUUCAGAUUCUGUCCCACAACAUACUUGUGACCCUGGCUGUUCACUUCCCUGCGGAUUUCACUCCCGAAGUGCACAUUGCUGUGGAUAAAUUCCUUGCAGCCUUGUCCGCUGCCCUGGCUGACAAAUACAGAUAAGACCAUCAUGAAAGUCCAACAUUGGAGUUCAGUUCCUGGUCUGUUGUUAUCACAAUAAAAUAAACGGGCAAUUAAUUAA